AUGACAUGCCCCACGAAAAACUUGAGCUUCUAUACAACCAAAGCACAGGGCGUCAACCCCAUAACACCACCUAACCUCCUGCAACAUGAGAUCUUACAAACAGAGACCUCAAAAGACACCGUCAUAAAAGCCCGCGAUGAAAUCACUUCUUUAUUGGAGGGCACGGAUUCAGAUCGACGACUUCUCGUGAUAAUUGGCCCCUGCUCUAUACACGAUCCAGAUGCUGCUAUUGAGUACGCUACCCGCCUUCUACAAUUGAAGAGGCAGUACAACGACGAUCUUCUCAUUGUAAUGCGAUCAUAUCUGGAGAAGCCAAGGACAACAGUUGGUUGGAAAGGCCUGAUAAAUGAUCCAGAUAUCGACAAUUCGUUCAACAUCAAUAAAGGACUAAGGAUAGCACGGCAACUGUUCGUCGAUCUCACAGAUAUGGGCAUGCCCAUUGCGAGUGAAAUGCUCGACACAGUAUCGCCGCAGUAUCUUGCCGAUUGUUUGAGUUGCGGUGCUAUCGGUGCACGAACUACAGAAAGUCAACUGCAUCGAGAACUUGCCUCUGGCCUUUCCUUCCCGGUCGGCUUCAAAAACGGAACUGAUGGUUCAUUGGACGUUGCAAUUGAUGCCAUCGGUGCUGUGACAUCUCCGCAUCACUUUCUCUCAGUUACUAAACCUGGGCUUGUUGCAAUAGUCGGGACUACAGGCAAUGAGGACUGCUUCGUCAUUCUCAGAGGAGGUAAGAAGGGUACCAAUUAUGACAGGAAAAGCAUACAAGAAGCGAAAGCUGCGCUGGCGAAAAAGGGCAUGAGGCAACGACUGAUGGUCGAUUGUAGCCAUGGGAAUAGCCUGAAGGACCACCGAAACCAGCCUAAAGUUGCGGAGGAUCUAGCUUCACAGAUCGAGACGGGCGAGGAGGGAGUUAUUGGGGUGAUGAUUGAAAGUAACAUCAACGAAGGGGCCCAGAAGGUGCCACCAGAAGGAAAAUCAGGUCUGCAGUAUGGCGUCAGCAUUACGGAUGCUUGUAUAAAUUGGGAAGCAACAGAGAAAGUCCUCAAGCGUCUUGCUGACGCAGUGAGGAAUCGAAGGCAAGCCCAUAGCUUGAAAGCACAUGCUCAGUCAAACGGCCGUACAUAA
Molecule: messenger RNA, 1125 nt
Organism: Bacidia gigantensis
Lineage: Eukaryota; Fungi; Ascomycota; Lecanoromycetes; Lecanorales; Ramalinaceae
Gene: AMT16
Product: Phospho-2-dehydro-3-deoxyheptonate aldolase amt16
Exons: 4
Coding region: 1-1125 (374 amino acids)
Biological process (GO): aromatic amino acid biosynthetic process
Cellular component (GO): cytoplasm
Molecular function (GO): 3-deoxy-7-phosphoheptulonate synthase activity
Source: RefSeq, a predicted model, not a curated record